AGUCCACUGAAACAAGGAUUCAGCUUCAAGCAAACAAAUGGCUACAGAAAAUUACAAGAUCUUCAAUGACUCUGUCCAUGGCCAUAUCAGGCUGCAUCCCCUGCUGGUUAAAAUCAUUGACACACCAGAGUUUCAGCGUCUGAGAAAUAUCAAGCAGCUAGGAGGCGGCUAUUUUGUCUUUCCAGGAGCUUCUCACAACCGCUUUGAACAUUCCAUCGGUGUGGCUCAUCUAGCAGGAGAACUUGUGCAGAGUCUGAGAGGUCAUGGAGAGCAGAUAACUGAACAAGAUGAACUCUGUGUUCAGAUUGCAGGAUUGUGUCAUGACCUGGGUCAUGGCCCUUUCUCUCAUACAUUUGAGACCUUCAUGAAGGAGGCAAAGCCAGAAUUAAAUUGGAAGCAUGAAAAAGCAUCAAUCGAAAUGUUUGAACAACUGAUCAACAAAAAGAAUGGCAAAACAAUUAAGGAAAUCAUGGUUGGAUAUGGACUUGAUGAUCAAGAUAUUGUGUUUAUCAAGGAGCUCAUCUUUGACCCAAAUCCACCUACUGAGGUGAGCAAUCAACUGCUAGUGCAAUCUUCAGAUACAAAUUGGCACUACAAAGGAAGACCAAAGGAGAAGUCCUACUUGUAUGAUAUUGUGGCCAAUAAAAUCACAGGUAUUGAUGUCGACAAAAUGGAUUAUUUCAGUAGAGAUUGCCUCCAUCUGGGAAUGAAAAGCAACUUCUCCCAUGAGCGCUACAUGAAGUUUGCACGAGUUUGCACCACUGAGAACAACGAAAAGAAGAUCUGCAUGAGAGAUAAGGAAGCACUGAAUAUGUACGAACUCUUUCACGUUCGCUACCUGCUCCACCAAAACGCCUACCAACACAGGGUUACAAAAGCAAUUGAAAGGAUGAUUAUUGAUGCACUUUUGGCAGCUGAACAUGCAGACUUUAAGCUGGAUGGCAAGAAAAUCUCUGAGACUGUACAGAGUACAGAGUACUGUACUGACAUGAGUACAUACCUGAAACUCACAGAUAACAUUCUUGAUCAUAUUAAGCAUGCAACACAAAAUGCAAAUAAGCUCAUUGAGAAAAUUGAGAGACGUGAUCUUUACAGAUUUGUUGGUGGCAAACUAUACAAAAAGAAAUCAAACAUCACUGAUAUGAAAGAGACACUGCAAAAGUGUCUAAAACUGAGCAAGUUCACACAAUGCUCCAAAGACUUCAGAGUCACAGUAAUUAACUUUGAUUACGGGCAGAAAGAGAAAAAUCCCAUAGAUUCUCUGUGGUUCUACAGAAAAGACAAUGUCGGGAAAGCCAUAAUGCUGAGGGAGGAUGAGGUCUCUUACAUUAAGCCAACAUGCUUUCAGGAAACCAAGGUCUUUCUGUUCUACACGAAAAGCUCUGCGUAUGGCCUAAAUGAUAAGCAGCUUGCCGAGUUAUGGAAACUAAUAGAGAAAGAAGAAAAUACCAGUAAGAAAGAAGAGAGUACCAGUAACACAACUGAAUAAGAAUUUAAAAGCACUAGACUGUGUGUGUGUUCAGGUGAUCGGAGUUUUCCUAUAUUUAGUCCUUUAGUAAACAUCAAUAUUUUUUACGUACUUUUCAUUCACAAGAUUACUUUCUUUGCAAAUGAUCAGGCAAACGAUUAGGCCACAGGUGGAUGGAUUAUCCUUAAAACGUGAAAGAAAUUUGUGCACAAGAGCCAGGAAAGUUUGGAUUACAGACACUGCUAAUAGUGUAGUAGUAUGUACAAAAAACACACAAUUUUCACAAAAUAACAGUGCUAAAAAUGUUUACAGGAAAAAUAAAAGUAGGAAUAAUGUGUCCUUUACAUACUGAUCUUUAUUUUUACCAUAAUUAUAGGUUUGAAUUAAGGAUAUUAUUGAUUUCUGUAGGUCUUUUUUACACUUUGCUUAAACCUGGGUUCUCCUCAUUCUAAACCCAGGUUUAACCCCAGGUUGAGAAAUGUUUUAGUUUGAUAUCAAAAAAUAUUUGGUCAACUAUGUGACUUUUUUUUUUCACCUAUGUUAGUGAUAUGUUUAAAAAUGAGGAUUGAAACCACUCAUGCAAAUAUGGUUACAAUAAAAACACUACCUAUAAUCAUCUUUAUUACCUUAAUGGUGGAUUAUCCUAAAAAUGCUUUUUGCUGUUUUCAAAAUGUAACUAUAGGUCCCUUCAAUAUACAUGAUGGAAGGAUGCAGCUGUAUAAAUAAACAUUAAUUUUUAGAGGGUGUUAUGGGGAUUCAGAAAAUAUAUUCAAUAAAAACAUGUUCA
Messenger RNA from Tachysurus fulvidraco (yellow catfish), 2255 nucleotides. RefSeq names its product deoxynucleoside triphosphate triphosphohydrolase SAMHD1-like. Gene Ontology annotation, molecular function: dGTPase activity. The record is from RefSeq and is a predicted model, not a curated record. The transcript has 13 exons. Gene Ontology annotation, biological process: dGTP catabolic process. Gene Ontology annotation, cellular component: nucleus. Bases 38 to 1489 code for a protein of 483 amino acids. Lineage: Eukaryota; Metazoa; Chordata; Actinopteri; Siluriformes; Bagridae.